Messenger RNA from Anoplophora glabripennis (Asian longhorned beetle), 2448 nucleotides. RefSeq names its product probable glutamate--tRNA ligase, mitochondrial (gene GluRS-m). Bases 19 to 1563 code for a protein of 514 amino acids. The transcript is spliced from 8 exons. Gene Ontology annotation, biological process: glutamyl-tRNA aminoacylation. NCBI's taxonomy places the organism in Eukaryota, Metazoa, Arthropoda, Insecta, Coleoptera, Cerambycidae. Gene Ontology annotation, molecular function: tRNA binding; zinc ion binding; ATP binding. The record is from RefSeq and is a predicted model, not a curated record.
UUUGUUUAAACCAUAAGAAUGUUAAAAUUAAUGAGAAGUAUUAAAUGUAAUAGCAAUAUUCGUACUUACAAGACUGACAAUGUAAGAGUUAGGUUUGCUCCUAGCCCCACAGGUUAUUUACAUUUGGGAGGCCUAAGAACAGCAUUAUAUAAUUUUUUAUUUGCAAAGAAAUACAAUGGAAAGUUUAUUUUGCGCAUUGAGGAUACAGAUCAAACUAGGUUGGUGCCAGAUGCAAUACAGCAGUUACAAAAUGAUUUGAAUUGGUCAGGUAUUGAGAUCGAUGAAGGUCCUUCACAAGGAGGUUGCUUUGGACCUUAUAUUCAGUCUAGUCGUUUAUCAGUAUACAGAGAACAUGUACAUUUUUUAUUAGACAAAGGUUUGGCAUAUCAUUGUUUCUGUAGUGACAGGAGGUUACAGCUCUUAAGGCGGGAGGCUUUAAGAGCUCAUGAAAUUCCAAAAUAUGACAAUAGAUGUCGAGAAUUAUCUCUUGAUGAAGUGAAAACUAAGUUAGAUAAAGGCGAAGUGUCUUGUAUAAGGUUUAAAAUAAAUGAAAAUGAAGAACAAUUUAAUGAUUUAAUAUAUGGGGAUAUUACUUACAAUGUUUCAUUGAAUGAAGGAGAUCCAGUCAUUAUUAAAUCGGAUGGUUAUCCAACAUAUCAUUUUGCAAAUGUUGUUGAUGAUCAUUUGAUGAAGAUAACUCAUGUAUUGAGAGGUGUUGAAUGGCAAAUAUCAACCAUAAAACAUGUUCUUUUGUACAGGGCAUUCAAUUGGAAUCCUCCAUUGUUUGGUCAUUUGCCAUUGUUAAUGAAUGCAGAUGGAACUAAAUUAAGUAAAAGACAAGGGGAUAUUAAAAUCAGUCAUUACAGAGAAAACAAUAUAUUUCCAUUGGCGAUGAUAAAUUUUAUUGCCCAUUCUGGAGGUGGGUUUUCAAAGGAUUUGGAACGACAUUUAAAACCACGAUGUUAUAGUAUUGGGGAAUUAGUAAAUCAGUUUGAUUUGACAAGAAUUAAGUCACAUUCUGGAAAACUAAUGAUGGAGCGAUUGUUAGAAUUUAACAGACAUGAAUUAAAAAGAAGAUUACACAGUGUAGAGGAAGAACAUAAUUUAAUUCUCCAAGUUAAGGAACUGGUUCAAAAUGCAUUUUGUGGCAGGGUAUUAGAAAGUUCAUUGCAGUUAAAUCAAGAAUACAUAAGAAAUAUUUUACAUUGGGCUGUAAACAGAAUAGAUAAACUUUCUGAUAUUGUUUCAAAAGACUUAGAGUUUAUCUGGGUUAUCCCAACUGAACUAAAAAUUGAAGAGCCUGAUAUGAAUGCAGUAGAAUUAUUUAAAGCUAAAUUGGAAAAUGAAGAAGAAUUAAGUGAAAAAAACAGUCUUAACACAUUCUUAAAGAACUUUUGUGAAGAGAAUAAAAUCAAGUUUAGUAACUUCAUGAAAUUACUCAGAUCAGUUUUAAGUGGACUCAAGGAGGGGCCUGGUGUAGCCGAAAUGAUUGUGAUUUUGGGGAAGAAAAAUACGUUGAGGAGGUUAGAGACAUGUUUAAAUAAAUCUAAGGGUAUCAGUUAAUUAUUAUUUAAUAUUAUAGGUAUACAUGUUAAGGUACAAAUCAAUUAUUUAAACUUUAACAAAAGAUUUUUUUAUAUUUUCAUAAAACAUAUACAAAUUAAAUUAUAAAGGCUAGUACUGGUUCAAUUUGUAACUGAAUGUUUCAGCUUUUAAUACAUUACAAUUAAAUAUUCAAUGAGGAAGUCAAUUAAGUAAUUUUAUUUGGUGGAUUGUCUUUUGUGGCUUGGUCUCUAGGAAAAUAAAGUGUUUUAUUUUAAGGUAGGUCUUAGUUUACAUAUGUACAUACCUACCUUUCGAUUAGUAAUUUUUAUUUUCGAAUUAUAUUUGAAUAUCUUAAUUUUAUUUUACAAUUAAAUAUAUUUUUUGUACUAUAUUUCUAUUUUUCAUUUAUGUUGUUGGAUAAUGUGGCAAGAGAAAUUGGUCUUUAAUAAACAAUAUAACUUCUUUAAUUUUUCAUAACAAGAACUUAAAUAUUAUUGCAAAAGUAUAGCAGUAUUUCUAAAACACAAUAUAUUUACCAAUUUCUGAUCAAGGAAAUUUGGCACAAAAUCUGUGCCAAAUUUCAGCUCCAACCAUAAAAAAAUUGGAGACAGCAAAAAUUUUAAUUCAUUGGCUAAUUUUGGGGAUUUUUAGUGACUUAAUUUUCAUGUAAAUAUAAGUAUCAAAAGAUCUGAAAAAAUCAGCCAGUAAAUUAGGUUCAGUUCUAUUGUCUCUAAUUUCUUGGACGUUGCAUUCAAGCUAGAAAAUGUGUCAUAAUUUUUUUGAUAAUUGUAACAAUAGAUGUUGAUCAAUUUCUUAAGUAAUUUAUUGGAUUAAAAAUUGGUAAAUGUGAAAUAGGUUUAACUAUAACCAUUUUUUGGCCAAUUUCAUGAACAAUUUAUUGCA